Messenger RNA from Notolabrus celidotus (New Zealand spotty), 1376 nucleotides. It is a transcript of the gene pla2g12a, whose product is annotated as phospholipase A2, group XIIA. Gene Ontology annotation, biological process: phospholipid metabolic process; lipid catabolic process; arachidonate secretion. Gene Ontology annotation, cellular component: extracellular region. Gene Ontology annotation, molecular function: calcium ion binding; A2-type glycerophospholipase activity. The record is from RefSeq and is a predicted model, not a curated record. The transcript has 4 exons. Bases 209 to 790 code for a protein of 193 amino acids. NCBI's taxonomy places the organism in Eukaryota, Metazoa, Chordata, Actinopteri, Labriformes, Labridae.
CAUGACAGCGACAAACCCGGAAACGAAAUCUACACUUGUGGCAGGUAGGCUAUCACCUCUUAUAUGUCAGAGUGGAUUCAGUGAAAUAGAAACAACCAGAACCGACAAUUGAGAUGCCGUCAGAUCAACACAUUGGGGAAUAAAAUCCAUCCAAAUUUCAUACAGACGCCGGAAAACUAUGUUUUGAGGCUCCUACGUCAACUGGACUAUGCAGUACCGUAGAUUCGUUUGUGUUAUUCUCUUGGGAUUGUACUUCUGUGGAUAUCCUCAAUCUUUAUCUGCCUGCAAACAAGAGCCAGAAACUCCAGACUGGAGGUUGACUCUGAAAACGAUUCGUAAUGGAAUACACAAGAUUGAUACGUACCUGAAUGCAGCACUGGACUUGUUUGGAGGCGACGAUGGGCUGUGUCACUACAGGUGUAGUGAUGACUACAUGCCGGUGCCUCGUCCUGGGUACAAAAAGCCACCACCCAACGGAUGUGGAUCCCCACUCUUUGGAUUUCAGUUUGAUAUAGGUAUCCCAUCAAUGACCAAAUGUUGUAACCAACAUGACCGCUGCUAUGACACAUGCGGCCAAGAGAAGCGUGACUGUGAUGAACAAUUUCAGGACUGCCUCGAGACCAUCUGCAGGAAUGUACAAAAGACUCUGGGAUUGGCCAAGAGUGUUCAAGCUUGUGAGUCAGCAGUGACUCUGCUGUUUGACGCUGUUAUGCACUUGGGAUGUAAGCCGUACCUGGACAGCCAGAGAGAUUCUUGCGUGUGUCAGUAUGAACUGAAGAAGGAACUGUGACACCACUACAAAAUGAAGACUGUGAAAAAGACUGAUCAAUAAGCACAACACUGACAGGCGGAUGCCAAUAUUAAACUUUGCUUUCAGAGAAUGUUCUCAGGGAUUGAGUGUCUUUGGCCUGCAUUGACUUGUGUCCAUUGCCUCUUAUUAUUUGACUUAUGAAAUGUCAACAUCUGUAAUAUUUAGUUUUGGGAUUGCUAAAUGAAUGGUUUUCUCUCAUUUAUAUUUUAAUAACAAACUAAUAUAUAUGUGUAGUGUUGCACUGGAGAGCUAAAGUUUGAGUCCUCAUUCUGCUUUAUACUAAAUUAUUUAAGAUUCUUAAAAACCCUGUAAGAAGUGUUCCUGUGUGUAAUAAGGCUCAGAUUUUAAGAGGAUCAAAGACUACGAAAGACUCUCUUACUUCCUUUAUUACAGUUAAAUGCUCUACUGGUAAAAGCAGGAAUUUUUUGUUUACUUAUUUAGUACAGAGCAAGUUCUCUAAACAUUUGCGAACAUUAGUUUUCUCCUUCCAAGCAAACACUUCAACAUUAAGUGAAAGAGGAAAAUGUUGCCAAUAUUCAAUAAACAAAAUAAAACAGCUCUCUUA